AUGAACAAAACAACAGCACGAAGGGCCUCUGAUACUCUUCAUUUGAAGCCACAUAUCAGUCUCGACGCCUCGCCAACCCUUUCGAUCGGUAGAAGACAACGACGUUGGGUACAAAGCGCAGCCAUGCCAGACACUAUUUUACACGUCUCAAAGGAGGAAUUUGAGGAGAUCCUUGAUGAGAAGCUACAGCCCAUUAACGACCUCCUUGAUGUCAUCAAAAAGAAGUUAGAUGACCUGACGAACCAGGAUCUGGCACCCAAGACUCCUCCUAAGGAAACCGAUGUUCGACCUCAGGACUGA
Fusarium tjaetaba is the source of this 300-nucleotide messenger RNA. Its product is annotated as spore killer candidate 1. The record is from RefSeq and is a predicted model, not a curated record. Bases 1 to 300 code for a protein of 99 amino acids. The transcript has 2 exons. Lineage: Eukaryota; Fungi; Ascomycota; Sordariomycetes; Hypocreales; Nectriaceae.